AUGGGCGCAGGCCCAGCGGCCGGAUUCUGGCCACCCGACAAACUGAUUCUCAAUGUGUGUUUCCUAAACGGAGGCGAUUAUGAACAAAGCACGGUCAAAUCCUUGGUCAGAACGCAUUAUAAUUCUAUCCCGAUGCGCCUCCGCUUCAAAUUCCGGGACACAAGCCCUCCCGACAUUCGUAUUCUAUUCACAGACAAUUCCAAAUCCUAUAUCGGACGUCAAGCCGAGGCCUACCCAGACCAGCCCACCAUGUGGCUGAACAUGCAUCCUAGAUUGCACACGCAGGACGCGGUCCGAGAUAAAGUGCAAUUCGACGUGCUGCACGAGUUCGGACAUGCUUUGGGUCUGAUACACGAGCAUAAGCACCCCCAUUGCAAGGCCAAGUGGAACUACAGCCAGCUUAUGGAUAACAAUGGGUGGGGGUUGGAUACGGUGCGUCACAACUACAAUGACGAUACGCAUAGCGCCGUCAACGCCAGGUGGGAUAGGCCAUAUGAUCGAAAGUCGAUUAUGCACUACGCUAUCGCGAGGGGAGAUACACAGAGCGGGUUGAUGAAUAUUCCUCAGAAUAUUGUGCUUUCUGAAAGCGACAAGGAGACUUUGGGGUUGAUCUACCCAUCGGUUGAAGUUGUGAAACACCACCCCACGGUGUCUAAAGAGUCGUCGAAGAAGUAUGAGAAGGAGAAGAGGGAGAAGAAGUCCAAAGAGUCCGCGAAGAAAGAUAAGUAUGAGAAGGAGAAGAAGUCCAAAGAAUCCUCAAAGAAAGAUAAGAGGGAGAAGGAGAUGCGUCUUACGAAGUCAGAGCCCCGGCAAGAAUGGGAUGUGAGCUUGAACAACCAUAUGGGGGUUUACGGAUGCUACCAGGGGCCAAAUGGCGCGUGUUCGGCCGUCAUCCACGGUCCCGGCCAUGUCUUCGUCUCUGGUAAUGGCAACAUGUUUGUCUAUGGCAAUAGCACUGUCUGGGCCAGCGGAAAUACCCGUGUCUAUGUCAAUGGGAGUGGCUCUGCAAGGGUGAGUGGGAAUGCCACGGUCGAGUUCACGGGCACAGGCAGAGGAGAUGUCACUGAGAAUGCUUCUAUUCGUUGGUAUCUCUGA
Penicillium concentricum is the source of this 1095-nucleotide messenger RNA. RefSeq lists its product as uncharacterized. Gene Ontology annotation, molecular function: metalloendopeptidase activity. The record is from RefSeq and is a predicted model, not a curated record. Bases 1 to 1095 code for a protein of 364 amino acids. Lineage: Eukaryota; Fungi; Ascomycota; Eurotiomycetes; Eurotiales; Aspergillaceae. Gene Ontology annotation, biological process: proteolysis. The transcript has a single exon.